UGUUCGUUAGGUUAGGAAAUUUGAUAUAUUAUAUUAUACAUUUCUCUUCUUCUCGUGGGCGAUGUGGAGUUUAAAGACCCGAGUACAUUUGUCACUCAGUAGCUUGUCCAGCACUUGGGGUGACAAAACUCUGUCUAGUCCAAAUGAUCGAAUUUGUCAGAUCCGGAUAAAACUAAGCUUGGACAAAAGUUUUAUAUCUAAAAUUUGGGUCUAAACACAAAAAUUUUGUUCGAUUUAAAAUCAGGUCCAGGUCCAAACACAUAAAUCUUGUCCGAAUUUACUUGUCCGAACCCUAAUCCGAAUUAGGUUAUUGUCCGAUUUACUGGUUUAUAGUUAAAUCAAUCCAGAUUUAAUCAAUUAAGUACGUUCGAAAUCCAAUCCGAAUUAAAGUCCGAACAUAUAAAUAUUUCAUAAAUUAUCUGUUGAUGUUCGACCUACAACUAACUACUAUCCGGCACCCACCAAAAUUAAUAUUGAAGAGGCUUGUAGGGGCCUAGUGAAGGACCGGUGUUACACCGGGGGGCCAUUCCACCUCCCGUAAGGGAAAAAAAAAACCUUUUGAAAAGAUUUACUCAUUGACCGCGCUACCUCCACCAACGGACUGACGGAGCCCACGUGUGUAUCACAAGAAGCAUUGAGAAUGGGGGAAAGAACAAGGGUAGACCAUUCUCAUCUAUCAAAGUUGCGGCGGCAAUCUAACACUUGUCUUGAUUCCUGAAUCCUACUAAUGUCCAGCCUCAUUGUCAUCAAAAACCACUGUAAUCUUUCAGCCUCCCCCUUCGUAAAAUCCCUUUUCUUACACUUUUUUUUUUGGGUAUAACCUAUUUCUUACACGAUCCAUAGGCCAUAGCUCCCACCCACAAGCAACGCGAUCCUCUAGUCUACCUAACACCGAAAUCGGCUUUGCCUGGAAGUUGUGUUUCAUAGUAGAUCAAGCUUUUGAUGAUCACUGCAUGAUGCACUAGCGUAUUUCAGAUGGAGGAGGAAAAUUAAUGGCAGUGCUAUUUCUACUUGGAGUGGGCUGCACUGGACUUGAUUUCAGAAGGCAUUCAGAUUUCUGAGUUAAAGUGGUGAAUUUAUUGAUGGGAUCUUGCUACUCAUCCUCAAAAGGGAAGAAGACUAUUGACCCUGAUAUAGUGAGGAAUGGUGCCUCAAACUCCACAAAGAGGCAGAAUAGUAUUGUUUCAUCUUUGUCAGGGAGGUGGAAGAAAAGUAGAGAUAAUGCCGAGGGUGAGCUCCAUUGCAUUCCUGGCAGGAUUUCUACCAAUGGAUCCACUGAAACCUCCUCUUUGUAUACCCAGCAGGGUAAGAAGGGAAUCAAUCAAGAUGCCAUGCUUGUUUGGGAGUGGAAAGCCAGUUCCAGUGGUGAAUGGAGUAUUCCUAAUGGCACUGGAGAUGCUCCUUCCUGUGCGUAUUCUGAUGAAGCUGCAUCUUUGAGAGCAGAUGAAUAUGAGCAUUUGGAGGUUGAAGAAAAUGAAAAACUCCCAGAAAACUAUCUGCCACUUAAAAGGACCAUCUUAGAGGCUUUCAAAUUAAUGGACAAGGAAUUGAAGUUGCAUCCCACUAUUGAUUGCUUCUGCAGUGGAACAACAGCUGUUACUUUGAUAAAGCAGGGACAGGAUAUAGUAAUUUCAAAUGUUGGCGACUCCAGAGCAGUGCUAGCGACAAGAGACAUUGACAAGUCUUUGCUUGCUGUGCAAUUGACCAUAGACUUGAAGCCUGAUCUACCAAGGGAAGCUGCUAGAAUCCAGCAAUGCAAAGGAAGGGUUUUUGCGUUGCAGGAUGAGCCAGAGGUUGCACGUGUAUGGUUGCCCAACAGUGACUCACCUGGUUUGGCAAUGGCUAGAGCUUUUGGGGACUUCUGUCUAAAGGAUUUUGGUUUAAUUUCUGUCCCAGAUAUAUACUAUCACCGCCUCACUGAAAGAGAUGAAUUCAUCAUUCUUGCCACUGAUGGGGUUUGGGAUGUCCUCUCGAAUAAGGAAGCUGUUGAUAUCGUGGCCUCGGCCCCUGGCCACGCAACAGCAGCCAGAGCUCUUGUAGAUUGUGCUGUUCGGGCAUGGCGGCUUAAAUAUCCUACUUCCAAGAACGAUGAUUGUGCUGUUGUGUGCCUCUUUUUUGAAAAUAUAUAUUCAGCCAAUGAGGUUGUAGAAGGCGGUGAUGCAACAAAGGUUCCUGAAGAAUCAAUAGAGAGCGAUAUGGUAACCAAUCAGAAUAUUGGAGGAAUAGAAGGCAGUGAAAGGUCUCAUACUUUUGUUCUUGAGCAUUUAGAUACUUUACUGGCGGCCUCAGAUGAGAUUGUGCCUGUCUCUCAAUCUGUGGAGGACAAGUUUCCCGUGAAAAGCCAGGUCCAUAAGAGGAGCCUGGCUGAAUGUAUUUCAGCUGCCGAGGAUGAGGAAUGGUCGGCCUUGGACGGUCUUACUAGGGUUAAUAGUCUCCUUAGCCUUCCUAGAUUAUUCUCCGGUGACAAAGGAGCUGCCAGUUGGAGGAAGUGGUUUUGAAUAAUCAUUUGUGUAGUGACAACAAAAAGGAACUCCAAAAGUUGGAAGCACUGGAAUUCAAUGACAGUAGGGUUGUACAUGUUUGAGGUUGUUUGCUACAGAUUGAGAGUCGCUCCGCAUCGAACCAUAUAAGCUAAGUUAGCUAACCAUGUUUCAAGACUGAAGUUUCAAUACCAGAAUUAUUUUACUCAAGUGCUGUUGCUGGUUUUGUUACUGCUCUACCCCCAAUGUUAUAUUGUGAUAUAAACUUUCUGGCAGACUUUUCUUUCUUGCCUGCCUUUUUGAUUCAUUUUUGUUUUCAUUUGUUUGUCUUUCGUGGAGCAUGUUUGGCCUUGUAUAUUAUUGGAUGAAGGAAAUUUGUUUACUUUGUGAGGGCA
Tripterygium wilfordii is the source of this 2875-nucleotide messenger RNA. Its product is annotated as probable protein phosphatase 2C 6. The record is from RefSeq and is a predicted model, not a curated record. The transcript has 6 exons. Lineage: Eukaryota; Viridiplantae; Streptophyta; Magnoliopsida; Celastrales; Celastraceae. Gene Ontology annotation, biological process: protein dephosphorylation. The coding region runs from base 1083 to 2498 and encodes 471 amino acids. Gene Ontology annotation, molecular function: protein serine/threonine phosphatase activity.